Ambispora leptoticha is the source of this 481-nucleotide messenger RNA. Lineage: Eukaryota; Fungi; Glomeromycota; Glomeromycetes; Archaeosporales; Ambisporaceae. The record is from the annotation of a GenBank genome assembly.
AUGUCAGACAUAAGGCAAUCAGCUUUCGCUUAUCCUUCGCCGGCAUCGCACCUUCCUCGAACAGAUUUAUCACUUCGCGAGAUUCUCGACAUGUAUCGAGACAAUGAUUUACUAAAACAGAUUUUGACGGCGAAGACCGAGGAGGAUAAGCGACGAGCCGAAGAAGAAAAAUGCAAGGCCGAACAAUUCCGAUUACAAUGCAAACAAGUAGAACUGGAAAUGAUGAGAGAACAAAAGAAACCACCGACGAUAUUUACUGGUGUUCCACGUGAGGCAUUAAAUACCAGCUACAAUACUAAAACAUCACCUUCAGAUAUACAUAGUCCAUAUCUGCCUAUACCACCAACAAUUGAUCCUCAUUAUUCAGCGACUACACCGACGAGCGCGGGUGGACGUCUCUCGCCCCCAUCAUCAGUCAGCAAUACACAUGAAAACAGUAAUAACAGUAAUGUUCUCCCAUUUGGCAGUCAUCAUCACCACG